Messenger RNA from Mandrillus leucophaeus (drill), 715 nucleotides. RefSeq names its product granzyme M (lymphocyte met-ase 1) (gene GZMM). Lineage: Eukaryota; Metazoa; Chordata; Mammalia; Primates; Cercopithecidae. Bases 46 to 585 code for a protein of 179 amino acids. Gene Ontology annotation, biological process: proteolysis. The record is from RefSeq and is a predicted model, not a curated record. Gene Ontology annotation, molecular function: serine-type endopeptidase activity. The transcript has 4 exons.
AGCUGGGGGCCGGGGCCGGCACCCACACUGGGUCUCCACAGCGGCAUGGAGUCUUCACUGCUGGUGCUGGCCCUGGGGGCCCUGUUGGUAGGCAGUUCCUUUGAGACCCAGAUCAUCGGGGGCCAGGAGGUCAUCCCCCACUCGCGCCCGUACAUGGCCUCGCUGCAGAGAGGCGGCUCCCACCUAUGCGGGGGGGUCCUGGUGCACCCAAAGUGGGUGCUGACGGCUGCCCACUGCCUGGUCCAGCGGACGGCCCAGCUGAGGUUGGUGCUGGGGCUCCAUGCCCUGGGCCACCCCGGUCUCACCUUCCACAUCAAGGCGGCCGUCCAGCACCCUCGCUACAAGCCGGCCCCUGCCCUGGAGAGCCCAGCCCUGCUCCCCUCGUCCCCUCGGCGGGCGCAGAGGCUGAGCCGCAGUGUGUCAUCCCCGCAGGGUGACUCAGGUGGGCCCAUCGUGUGUGGCAAAGACCAGGUGUUGGCCGGAGUCCUGUCCUUCAGCUCCAGGGUCUGCACCGACGUCUUCAGGCCCCCCGUGGCCACCGCCGUGGCGCCUUACGUGUCCUGGAUCAGGAAGGUCACCGGCUGAUCCGGCCUGAUGUCCUGGGGUGACCGGGACUGCCUCACUCUCUCCACAGGACCCCCCGCCUCCAGGGCUGCAGCAGGGUGGGUGAGGACAGGUGGGAGGGACAGGGAGGGACCAAUAAAUCAUGAUGAAG